AUGGCGAGUAUAUCGCGCCUUUUCCUGUUCUUUAUCUCUGUCUGGUCGACCCUUGUGGUCCAUCUCGGUCAUGUCUCGGCUCGCUAUAUUCCUUCUCUAGUCCCCGGGGAAACGUUUCCUUCUGCAGAUUUCCUUCUGUCGGAUUACAAGAAUGUAUCCCUUCACAAGCGCGAUGGAAAGCCCCCUCCUACCUUCGAGGAGCUCAUACGCAAAGGGGCUUGCCAUCUUUCCAACAGCGAGAGCCUUGACUAUCCCCAAAGGGACUUAGGUUCCUUCAGAAAGAUGGGGCAAUACUGGACAAGUAAACCAUACGCUGUUGGGAAUAGCGGAACCACAGAGUCCUUAGAAGUACUGGGGGAUGCACUUAGUGCACUUGGUUUGCCAACGAAGCUCCCUCCGAAUAAAGGCGACAUUUGGGAGCAGGAUCGAGACUGGGAGGAAGACGGAAUUAAUAAAGCUGCUACAUACGGCUUGUAUCGAAGCGUGAUGAACCCAGCGAAAGGAUUCAUGAUUGCGGAGGAGAACUGGAGUCCUUGGGAACAGACGAAGGAUGACAAACGUAACCCAAAUUCGGACGGUCAAAGACAGCCUCCGAUCACCAAAUGGUCGGACGUUACUUUCCUGGCUUGGGACCAGCUGGCGCGAACUACCAAGGAGGUUAAAAACAUCAAGUAUAUGUUUCGCUUCCACAUUAUCAAUGAUCUCACCAUUGCCACGAUCGAUACCGCCCUUCAAAGAAAGGGGGAAACGAUCGAGGGAUGGCCGGGUACUACGUUUGACAUGACCACAGAUGAAGGCAAGGCCAUUCUCGCUACGCCCAAUGGUGCCGGGGUGGCCUGGUGGCUUAUCGACCACAAAGAGCAAUUAGGUGUGAAGACAGUUAAAUCGGUGACUGUUUUCAAAGACCCUUUUCAAAAGCUGCCGGCAGAGAUCAUCCUCCAGAUUCUCGAGUCUUGUUGGGACUUCACAGGCUUAGAUGGGCUACUGCAAAUCUCAUCAAAGGCCAACGAGGUCUUCGAGACUUACUAUCCCAGCAUUACCGAGGCAGUCCUGGCCUCGUGUUCCAUGACAUCAGGGUUCAAUGGCCAUAAAUUUCGACUGGUGGUAGCCAUCCAGGCUGCAGCCAUUGGGCCGCGCACAUUACAGAAAUUCCUGCAAGACAAGGAUUGGGACCCAAUGCCACCAGUCAUGAAGUCCAUCUUUUGGUCACUGGAGUGCUCGACCCCUAUUCGACAGGCGAUCAAAUCAGCUGCUAAGGUCCAUCGUCUUGCUUGUGUCUGUUACGACUCAUUCAUCGAGGAGAUCAAAAAGGCCAAACCAGCCCGCCCCAAUGUGAACGAGGACGAGAUACAUGACUGGCUUUGCUUCAAUGUACCAGUGCGAUUGACAAUGCCGUUUUCGCCUGAUGCUAUCCACCAUCCGUCCUUUGUCGAGCAAUUUUGGCUUCAUCGCGCUCUCUGGGCAUUCGAGCUUUACUCAUAUAUUUACAGAGCGGCAACAACGCGCUGGGCCUGGUCCUCCAAGAAAGUAGGUCGAUACACUGGCACAUUUCUGGUAUUUUCCAAUCAGAUGAAUUGGCACGAAGAUGAGCAUCUCACCAUCACUCAAUGUAUGAGAUGCCUGUCACGCAAGACGCCCAUCCAACUCAGCUCUUACUACCCAUGGCUGAUUGAGCUGCCGUCCCCGGACGACCUUAUUACCAAUUCCUGCUGGGCAUUACCAGACCCGGUGGACCUAAAUGAUCUCGGGAACAAGGUUGAUCGCUCGUGGGGGAGGGGCCCUGGGUUUGCAAAGUACGCCGGCCCUGGAAUGGAAACCUUUCGUUUGCUUCGUUCUAGUUGUCGUGUGAACCCUGAUAGCCCGUUAUUUCAUUGCAAUCUCCGAGUUUUUCGAGGGUUGGGCGUCGCUUUCUGGGAUGAAUGGCGAUUGUAUAAGAUGGGACUACAAAGGAAAAUGGGGUUCUUCGCACAGCCGAGACCCGAGCACCCGAAACCCAUCACGGAUGCCUUGUACACCUGGUACAGCUUAGUGAAGGAUGAGGAUUUAGUGGACAAAAAUGCCUUCACUUUUAUAAGGCGCUUCUCUCGAUAUGUUAGAUAA
Molecule: messenger RNA, 2100 nt
Organism: Aspergillus bombycis
Lineage: Eukaryota; Fungi; Ascomycota; Eurotiomycetes; Eurotiales; Aspergillaceae
Exons: 3
Coding region: 1-2100 (699 amino acids)
Source: RefSeq, a predicted model, not a curated record